AUGACUUCGAGUAUGAUUGGUGGGCUAAUUUCAAGUGAGGUUCGUAAUAAGGCUUUGACAUCGGUUAGUGAGGUGUUUUGUGAUUUCAAGGACUAUUAUGGAACAGAAGUUUCUUGUCGGCGAGCUUGGAUGGGUGUUGAAAAAACAAGGGAUGUUGUUUUUGGUGACUAUUCAUCUUUAUUUGACGAUAUUCGUUGGUAUGUUGAUACCGCUAAUGAUUAUAAUCCGGGGAGUGUUUUUUAUAUGGAAUUUGAUAUUGAUAGUAAAAGAAGACAUUUCAAAUGCUUGUUUUUCGCUUUUGAGGCAUGUAUUCAUGGUUUCAAGUAUUGUCGGCCUGUGUUGAUGCUUGAUGAAACUUUCUUGAACGGAAGACACAAAGGUUGUUUAUUGGCUGCUACGGAAAAAGACAGUAACCAAGGUUUAUAUCCAUUAUAUUUUGCCAUUGUUGAUAGUGAACGUUAUGACAAUUGUCAUUGGUUCUUGUCAAAGUUAUUUGUUAUUUUGACUUCGGGAAGGGAUAAUACGUUUGUUACUGAUCGACAUGGAGGUUUGCUGAAAGCUUUAGCUAAGGUCUUUUUGUUUUCUUCUCAUUCUUUUUGUCCAAUGCAUUUGAAAACAAACUUGAAGACUUAUUUGUCAAUGAAGAGUCGCGAAUCUAAAGAGUAUUUGCUCACUCCUUUUGGUAGAUGUGCAUAUGCUAUUACUAUUGAGUUGUUUAAUGAGCUAUUUGAAGAAUUUAAAGGUCGUUGUGGUCGUAAUGUUCAGAAGUUUCUUGAGGAUUUGCCUAAUGAGUAUUGGUGUAACGCUUAUUUUCAAGGCAAGAGGUAUGGUGAAAUGUGCACAAAUGCUGCAGAAUCUUUUAAUUCAUGGAUUAGGGAUAAGCACCAUUUGUUUUCAACUAAUCUUGUUGAUGCUAUACGGGUGAAACUAAUGGAGCACUUUUCAAAAAGUUAUUGUGAUUCUUAUUCGCAUUCUAUCUAUUCAGUUCCUAGUAUGUGGAAGCCAAAUGUAGUUCUUGAUGAUGACGUUGUUUUACCUCCUCUUUGUAAGAAACCAGUUGGACAUUCAAGAACAGAGAAAAUACCUUUGAAGGGCGGAUCAAGAGAAUUAGGUGCAAUAGUUGAUGUUUUUGGUGUUUUAUACAGUGGUAAAUUUAUCGCUGGUUGGUUUGAAUGA
Molecule: messenger RNA, 1176 nt
Organism: Camellia sinensis
Lineage: Eukaryota; Viridiplantae; Streptophyta; Magnoliopsida; Ericales; Theaceae
Source: RefSeq, a predicted model, not a curated record